AUGAACCCUCAGCCUGCGGGCAUUGGAGGAGUCAGCGACACUCUCUACGUCAAAGGGCAUGAUGCAGGACCCACGACUGCUGAUCUCAACAAAUUGGCAUCCGAGCGGCAAGUUGAUUCGGGAGUUCUUGAUGCCUCAGCGGUGACUGCAGUCGACCAAGUGCCAGGUGGCCACAGCCGAGCGGAAUUCGAUGGCUACAUCUCGCAGGCCUUUGCUUAUCUAGACGAAGCUCAGAAGCGCACAGACAGAGCAGCACUGCCUGCAGUAGCAGCAGCGGCGGUGCCCCCACGAGUUCCAAGUCUACAGCUUGCGACGGAGGUUCUUGUGCAACUGCGCCAGAGUGCUGAAUCAUGCGGGGGCCCUGCCAAACCCUGGGGUGUACUACUGGCGCUGCUGAGCUCAUGCCCAGGCUCGUCCUGA
Molecule: messenger RNA, 420 nt
Organism: Symbiodinium pilosum
Lineage: Eukaryota; Dinophyceae; Suessiales; Symbiodiniaceae
Source: the annotation of a GenBank genome assembly